AUGCCGCUGGCCACCUCCGCCCUGCACGCCAUGGAAAUCCUGCAAGACUAUGAAAAUGAUGGCACAGGCAGUGGGUCAGAUGACAUCCACUUCAGUGGUCUAGGAGUGCCACCUGUGGCUGAAUGUGAGAAGCAGAGAAAUGUUAGUGUCUUAACGUUUCAAAAAAAAAAAAACAUUAAAACAAUCUUUAACAUUGAUUCUUUACUUGGAAGUCCAAAUCAAAGUCCAAAUCAAACGGUUGUCUGGCUCGACUUGGCUAAUGCAUACGGUUCAAUCCCACAUGGCCUCAUCAACACGGCUAUGGAACACUACCAUAUUCCCCACCACACCAGGGAUAUAAUUACCAGCUACUUCGGAGGAUUUAAAUUACGGUUCAGAACAGCCCACUUCACAACGCAGUGGCAGGACCUUGAAAAGGGAAUCGUGACAGGCUGCACCAUCUCCCCCAUCCUGUUUGUCAUGGGAAUGAACCUGCUUAUAACAGCUGCAGGAAAGGAAUCCAGGGGGCCAUCAAUGGAGUCUGGCACCCGCCAACCUCCAAUAAGAGGCUUUAUGGAUGACCUUACCAUAACAACUUCAACCCAUGUGCAAGCGAGGUGGAUCCUGAAGGUUCUUGAUGACGUGGCAACAUGGGCUCGGAUGAAGUUCAAACCAAGGAAAUCAAGAAGUAUGGUGAUCAGAAGGGGGAAAGUGACCAGCGAGUUCCAGCUGCAAGUACAGGGGGAGACGAUACCAUCGAUUGAGGAAAACCCAAUUAAGUGCCUAGGGAAAUGGUAUGACGCAUCCUUGACCGACAGAUGUAACGUUUCCAGGACAGAGAAACAGGCAGAUGCAUGGAUGAGUAAGAUUGAGGGGUCAGGACUGCCAGGAAAGUUUAAGGCUUGGCUCUUCCAGCAUGGUCUGCUACCACGACUCAUGUGGCUACUGACAAUCUAUGAAGUACCCAUGACAACAGUGGAAGGAGUCGAGAGGCGAGUAAACAAACACCUUCGCAAGUGGCUCGGAAUCCCACCAAGCUUCAUGUCAGUAGGGCUUUAUACCAGGUCUGGUCAGGUACAACUACCCCUUUCAUCAGUGGUGGAAGAGUUCAAGGUGGCAAAGUGUCGGGUUGUGAUGAUGUACCAAGACUCCACUGAUGAAAAAGUCAGAAGAGCAGGCGUCACUACAAGAUCAGGACGCAAAUGGGUGGCUGACACAUCAGUGGCAUUGAAGCUGAAGGACAUCAUCGGGAACCCAUGCGUAGGGAGGCAAGGACUCGGAUCUACCCACUUCCAGCAAUGGGGAAAAGCAGACCCACGGCAAAGGAGGGACAUGAUUCAAGCAGAGGUCCGACACCUGGAGGAAGAAAGGCGCAGGUCUAGGGCUGUCGAACUCGGAGCACAAGGGGCCUGGACAAAGUGGGACUUGCCGAAGCGGAAGAUCACAUGGUCUGAGAUCUGGAGACUGGAGCCCUUUCGUAUCUCCUUCCUGCUCUGUUCAGUGUACGACACCCUUCCGUCACCAACAAACCUCCACAGAUGGGGAAUGAGGGAGGACCCAUUGUGUAGGCUAUGCGGAGGGAGGGGAACAAUGGCGCACAUACUGUCAGGAUGCAAAACAGCUCUUAGCCAAGGAAGAUACAGGUGGCGCCAUGACAAGGUUCUCAGUGCACUGGCUGACAUCUUGGAGCGGGAGAGGCAGAAAAAGCACCAGACCAGUACAAGGCCGGCAACAUCUAUUCAGUUCGUCAGAGAAGGGGAGAAACCACCAGCCCCCAAGAAGACUAAGAAGAGCCUCUUGCUAGCAGCACAAGCCUGGGAGAUGAGGGUGGACCUGGGAAGGAAACUAGUCUUCCCCCAGGUUGUGCAAACACAGCUGAGGCCAGACAUGGUCUUAUGGUCCGAGGAGGCAAGGAAAAUAAUCUUGAUCGAACUGACAGUCCCGUGGGAAGACGGGUGCGAGGAGGCCUAUGAGUGGAAAGCCACCAAGUAUCAGGACCUCGUAGAGCAGUGUAAGGCCAAAGGGUGGCAGACCUGGCUAUUCCCAGUUGAGGUCGGGUGUAGGGGCUUCCCGGCACAGUCUGUGUGGAAGACACUCACAGCUCUGGGCUUAGAAGGUAGGGAGAGGAAGACAGCUGUUCGUAGGUUGGGUGAGGCAGCAGAAAGAGCGUCUUGCUGGCUCUGGAGUAGGAGGGAGGAGUUGAGCUGGGGGCCAGGAGGAGGUGGGUAGUGAUUGGCCACCACUGCCGACCCGCCAACUGGAGGGUGUUGUGGUUCAGGGUUGAAACACCCUGUGAAAGUUGGACGCCACCUGACGACAUCUUCUCCUGGCUGAAAGCUACAGUCAUGUACUAUAGUUAGUGACUGGGUUAGACAGCAUCA
Megalobrama amblycephala (Wuchang bream) is the source of this 2360-nucleotide messenger RNA. RefSeq lists its product as uncharacterized. NCBI's taxonomy places the organism in Eukaryota, Metazoa, Chordata, Actinopteri, Cypriniformes, Xenocyprididae. The transcript has 3 exons. The coding region runs from base 1 to 2208 and encodes 735 amino acids. The record is from RefSeq and is a predicted model, not a curated record.